Molecule: messenger RNA, 1646 nt
Organism: Mollisia scopiformis
Lineage: Eukaryota; Fungi; Ascomycota; Leotiomycetes; Helotiales; Mollisiaceae
Product: UBC-like protein
Exons: 3
Coding region: 159-1214 (351 amino acids)
Source: RefSeq, a predicted model, not a curated record
GGACAUCCAUACUUUUAGGUUCGCGUUCCAAACUAUGCAGCAUGUGAAUCAUGGUCAUGGAUGGCAGAAUUGCUGUACACCGCUUUGGAGCUCUAACAGCUUCAUGCUUCACAAUUUAAUUGCUUCAACGAUUACAGCACCACGUCAACGCUUUUGAAAUGGUAUCACGACCGUUUUCUACCCUCUCCGCUGUGCGGAAGCAGCAUCUACUGGUAGAAUUCUCCAGUCUCAAGUACGCCUGUCCUCAUGGAGUAUUCGUGAGCCUCACUCCAGGCGAUCCAACCCUCUGGUCUGGUGUUAUAUUCGUACGAAAAGGACCCUAUGGCCCCUCAAUCCUCCGUUUCCAAAUCUCCUUCCCACCAACAUAUCCCUCUCUCCCACCCCUUGUAACCUUCAGCACCGACAUCUUUCACCCUUUGAUCACACCGCUCACCACGUAUAUGUACACGACCGACAUUCAAGACUCAGGAACUGUGUCUGCGACCGACGACGAGAGGUUACCACCUGGUGGAUUCUCGCUGCGCCAUGGCUUCCCAGGCUGGUUUGGUAGAGCUAGUAGGAGGUCUGCAGAACGUGUAAGGACUAGCGCAGGGAAUUUACAAACUCCUACCAGAGGAGGCGGAAGUGGAGUGGAGAGUCCAGGGAGUGGUGUUUCGGGGAGCAUGAGUCCUACGCCUAGAGGAACGGCUGGGACCGCAGAUAGUGGUACGAGUGCUGGUAGAGGGAAGAAAGAGGAGAUUACGACGUAUGAGGUGUUGAGGUAUAUUCGGAGUACGUUUGACGACGAGGAGGUGCUGGAUAGUGUGCCGCUGGAAGCAGCUGGGAAUCCUGGAGCGUGGCAUGCUUGGAGGACCCAUAGGAUUAAGUCGGGGAAGUUGAAGAUUAAGGACGAGAGGACUGCAUGGCAUGAUGGCCUAGAUGAUGAUGAGAGCAGUUCUGCGUCAACACCAGAGGGAUAUCAGAGGCUUGCUGGAGGAACGAGCGCGCCAAGUACAGCUAGACGGCCUGGAGAAUGGAAUUGGGAUGGGGUCUGGGAAGUUAGGGUCAAGAAGGGCGUGGAUGCUAGUAUUACAGAGUCGGUGUUAUUUGGCAAGGAUGCUGGGGAUGAUCUCAUCCGAUUUUUGCAUUUAGAUCCGGAGCAGAUUGAGUCGAUCAAGGAGAACAUCAAGAGGAGUUUAGAGGUUGCAGAGCCGCAAAGAAGGGGAAUCGUUUAAGGAAACUAGAGAGUGGAAGACGUAUGGCAAGCGUUGUUUAAUCCCUAUUUCCAAAGCAAAUGUUGACACAAGUAGAUCCCCUGUGCCUACCAAGGCAACCUCUGCUGCGACGAAUGUGAAUUGGAGUUAGACUAUACACCAUGUGAUGGCUGCUGCAUACCUAGGUAGCCACCUCCCCUUCGCAGUUCAAGCCUGAGACCACGUUCAACUUCCAGCCUUCAGGUAAACCGCGAUGAGUCCAUCCUUGUAGUUCGUCUGGUGGUCACUUUCUUAGGUUUGCCCGAUAUUAUGACUUUCGAUGUCAUCAAACUGUACCUGAGCGUCGUCGACGACGACGACAGUUUUCACAUGUGAACUGACAACUCAGUGGCUCCUUCCUCUCUUGUCAGGAGACGACCACAAAACACGUUCCUAGCAUCAACAACUCUUCAC